Molecule: messenger RNA, 1205 nt
Organism: Coccinella septempunctata (seven-spotted ladybird)
Lineage: Eukaryota; Metazoa; Arthropoda; Insecta; Coleoptera; Coccinellidae
Gene: BckdhB
Product: 2-oxoisovalerate dehydrogenase subunit beta, mitochondrial
Exons: 7
Coding region: 75-1187 (370 amino acids)
Biological process (GO): branched-chain amino acid catabolic process; response to nutrient
Molecular function (GO): catalytic activity
Source: RefSeq, a predicted model, not a curated record
CAUGACCAGAUAACGACUGACGUGUAUGGAAACGUUGAGGAUUCUAGUUAUAUUUCGCGUUUUGUAACAAAAAGAUGGCUCUCAAUAAGACAGUCAACCGUAUAUGCAGUUUGUGCUCUAAAAGCCCCAUUGGAUUACUGAAUAAUGUUGCUAAGAGAAAUAGCCAUUUUGUGUAUACUCCGGAUGCUAAUCUUCCGAUACAAGGUAAAACAGAAAAACUGAACAUGUUUCAAGCAAUAAACAACGCCUUAGACAUAACUUUGAGAACUGAUAAAACCGCCAUGGUCUUCGGAGAGGAUGUGGGUUUUGGAGGAGUCUUCCGCUGCACUGUCGGACUCAGGGAUAAGUAUGGUAAAGAGAGAGUUUUCAACACGCCAUUAAGCGAGCAGGGCAUUGCUGGAUUUGCCAUAGGAGUAGCCAAUAUGGGGUCCACAGCUAUAGCUGAGAUGCAAUUCGCUGAUUACAUCUUCCCUGCCUUCGAUCAGAUAGUUAAUGAGGCUGCCAAAAUGAGGUAUCGUAGUGGGGGACAAUUCGAUUGUGGGAAAUUGACCAUAAGGUCACCUGCAAUGGCUGUUGGACAUGGCGCUCUCUACCAUUCACAAAGUCCCGAAUCUUAUUUCGCACAUACACCUGGAUUGAAGGUUGUCAUACCACGAAGUGCCAUAAAAGCUAAAGGCCUUCUACUGAGCUGUAUCAGAGAUCCCAACCCCUGCAUAUUCUUCGAGCCUAAAAUUCUUUACAGAGCGGCUGUAGAGCAGGUUCCAGUGGAAGAUUACGAAUUACCAUUAGGAAAAGCCGAUGUGUUAACUGACGGAAAAGAUGUUACUUUGAUAGGUUGGGGUACUCAAGUCCACGUGCUGUUAGAGGUUGCGAAACUGGCAAAGGAGAGAUUCGAUGUCUCUUGUGAAGUUAUUGAUCUUGUUUCUAUUUUGCCAUGGGACACUGAAACUGUUUACAAGUCUGCCAGAAAAACUAGAAGAGUCAUUGUAUCCCACGAAGCUCCUCAGACUUGUGGAUUUGGGGCUGAACUUUGCUCAUCUAUACAGGAGGAAUGUUUCUUGCACCUCGAAGCGCCAGUAACUCGAGUUACAGGUUUUGAUACUCCUUUUCCACACAUUUUUGAGCCGUUUUACCUACCAAACAAAUGGAGAUGUUUAGAUGCUAUAGAGAAAAUAAUGAACUAUUAAAAAUAUUUGAAUCUCUAA